AUGAGGUACAGUAGCAAGAGUUUGCUCCUGGCUGCUUUGAUGUCAGUGUUGCUACUCCACCUCUGCAGCAAGUCAGAAGCAGCAAGCAACUUUGACUGCUGCCUCCAAUAUACAGAAAAAAUCCUUCAUCCCAAAUUUAUCGUGGGCUUCACACAGCAGCUGGCCAAUGAAGCUUGUGACAUCAAUGCAGUCAUCUUAUACACAAGGAGAAGAUUAGCUGUGUGUGCAGAUCCAAAGAAGAAUUGGGUGAAACAAGCAGUGCAUAUCCUCAGUCAAAGAGUCAAGAAGAUGUAA
Messenger RNA from Eubalaena glacialis (North Atlantic right whale), 294 nucleotides. It is a transcript of the gene CCL20, whose product is annotated as C-C motif chemokine ligand 20. The record is from RefSeq and is a predicted model, not a curated record. Gene Ontology annotation, biological process: chemokine-mediated signaling pathway; monocyte chemotaxis; immune response. The transcript is spliced from 4 exons. Gene Ontology annotation, molecular function: chemokine activity; CCR chemokine receptor binding. Gene Ontology annotation, cellular component: extracellular region. Lineage: Eukaryota; Metazoa; Chordata; Mammalia; Artiodactyla; Balaenidae. Bases 1 to 294 code for a protein of 97 amino acids.